Messenger RNA from Lathyrus sativus (Indian pea), 333 nucleotides. NCBI's taxonomy places the organism in Eukaryota, Viridiplantae, Streptophyta, Magnoliopsida, Fabales, Fabaceae. The record is from the annotation of a GenBank genome assembly.
AUGCAGGGUGGAGGAAAGAAAGCCGGAGAGUCUAUCAAAGAAACAGCUGCUAACGUUGGUGCUUCAGCCAAAUCUGGUUUGGAGAAGACCAAAGCUAACGUCCAGGAGAAGACUGAGAGGAUGACGGCACGUGAUCCCUUGGAAAAGGAGUUGGCAACACAGAAGAAAGAAGAAAGGGUUUCCCAGGCUGAGCUGGAUAAGCAGGCGGCGCGUGAACACAACGCAGCGGCAAUGGCUGGGAACACCUUGGGACAGGGUCGACACCACACCACUGGAACCGGCGGAAAUCCGAAUGCCACCGGGUAUGGAACUGGCGGUACUCACCGGUUGUGA